Molecule: messenger RNA, 378 nt
Organism: Trichomonas vaginalis G3
Lineage: Eukaryota; Parabasalia; Trichomonadida; Trichomonadidae
Exons: 1
Coding region: 1-378 (125 amino acids)
Source: RefSeq, a predicted model, not a curated record
AUGCAAGAACAUAAAUUCAGAUUUGAUGCAGAGCAAUUAAUGCAGUACUAUCAAAUUGCAUGCUUAGAAAACCAGGCCGCCAAUAAGGACACCAAAAUAUUCCAAAAGAUAGAAACUUUUUCUCCACAAACGAUUAGAAUUAAGGCUCAUAAAAGUUCUGACAAAAAGCAACAGAAAAGAAGGUAUAAAGUUGAACCCAGAAAAGCUGUCCUUCACUUUGAAACUAAAGACCAGCCGUUAUCUCCUCCACCGGAAUCCAUUACUGACAAGGUAAUAGUUCAAAAACCAUUUACUUUAAGCUCAUUUGAUCACCACAUUCCAAGUGCAUUCUCGAUAAUUAGAAGAGGUAAUCUGCCAGGUCUUGAACUUCCAUUGUAA